This is a messenger RNA of Stegastes partitus (bicolor damselfish), 3864 nucleotides long. Its product is annotated as nucleolin-like. The transcript has 16 exons. Gene Ontology annotation, molecular function: protein binding; RNA binding. The coding region runs from base 1066 to 3063 and encodes 665 amino acids. The record is from RefSeq and is a predicted model, not a curated record. Lineage: Eukaryota; Metazoa; Chordata; Actinopteri; Pomacentridae.
GAGCCCGGACGUUGCGGAGCGGGGUCGCGUUGGCGCGUCGCCCGCUGACAGGCGCGAUGCUGCGGCCUCAGAGGAGCCGCCGCUCCGACAACUUUGUCCGGUUCGGCUCCGCUGAUGAAGUGGAAGCUGUCAGAACAUAAACCCAGUCUGUAGUCGGUCCGGAGGGUUUGACCCAUCACAGGACGGGAUAGUAAACCGCUCAACAGGCCAUCUGUGUUGGCGGUUCAACCUUCAUUAAAUCAUUAAAAUCCGGAUUGUUGACACUUUGGUGCGUCAGCGUUCAGGUUGUUUACUUUGUGGGUGUGUUUACAUCCAGGAUUUGUCUGUUUACCCACAAUAAUGUCCAAGUUGUUGAUGUUUUAGUCAGUUUAUAUCCAAAUAUUUGAAGCUUUGGUGCGUUUUUAUGCAGGUUUAGGAUGUUUGCGGGUGUUCAUAUCAAAGUUUUUGACAUUUCGGUGCAGGAAUAUCCAGGUAUUUGAAGCUAUGUUGCAUCAGCAUCAAGGACUGUAAUGAUUUGGUGAAUUAAUUUAGUGGCUUCUGACAUUUUGUUGCGUUAAUAUUGUGUUGUGUUUAAUAAUAACCAGAUUUUGGAUGUCUUAGUGUGUUAAUAUCCAGUUUGUUGACGUUUUGGUUUGUUAUAUUGAGUUUGCAGAUGUUUUAAGGUGUUAAAAUCCAGACUUGUUGACAUUUUGAUGUGUUAAUAUUCAGGUAUUUGACUCUCUGGUGCGUUAUUAUUCUGGUUUUUGACACUCUUGUAAAUGAAUAUCCAGUUGUAUUUGAUAUGUAGACGUGUCAAUACUAAACAUCCUGCAGUUACUGUGCUCCUGUAAUGGGCUUUCCUUCAACUCCUGUCUCUUUUAAAUGUGCUAUAUCAGCAAAAGUGACUGGACUUCUAGUAAAAUGUGACACUUGUCCCAUGUAGAUGCGGAGUUGUUCCCAUUGUCUACGUGUUCACUAGAAGCCCGUCUGCUGGUGUGUAGCCACUGAGUCAGGGCUUUUUCUCUGUAAAUGAAAGUGAAACUUAAGGACGUGUGAAUCCUCACUGAGGCUCCAGUGUAGGCGGACAUGGAGAAAGUUUCAAGGCUGAAGCUGAGGAAUGCGACGGCUGCAGGGCUGCCAUUCACGUCUCUUUUCUCUGCCCAGCAAAAGGUGGUGAACAUGUUUGACGGACGUCCUCACAUGCAAAGGAUCAUAACAUGUGGCCUGUUUGGUAUGGAAUACAGUGAGGAGCUGGACGAUACAGGUGAGGACGAUUUCGACCAUUGGGCACAUGGCAGUUUCCAUGGAUACGGGAGGCUGCCCGGGAGGAGUAACGAUAGAGGAUUAAAUAGAAACCCGAUGUCCAGCUCCGUUUAUCCCCCUCCGCUGCAUUACUACGCUUCAGCUCAUGAGGCUUCCCAGCCCGCCGUAAAAGUUAACUCCAGAGACAACGAUACUGAAAGAAAAACCAGAUUAUUACAAGAAUCUAAAAAAGGCAAAAACAAGGCUGAGAAGAAGCGGCUCAAGAAACAGAAACAGAAGGAAAGAAAACAGCGCGAGAAGCUGGAGAAGGACAAAAAGCAGAACCCCGCCAGAGACGAAGAGGAUAAAGACGACGCUCAGCAGCCCGAAGCGGAGGACGGCGGAGCGGCCGCAGAUAAAUACGAAGACGAUACCGGUUCAGGUGUUAAACUGUCGGCUUCGGCCAAAGAUACAGACACGAGCGACAGCAGCGAAAACGAAUCCAGUGAUGAAGACGCCAAGAACGACUCGAACGACUCAGAGGAACUGGACAUGACGAGUACUUUUGUGAGCAAAGCUGCUCUUAUAGCGAAGCGUAAACUGGAGCAGAAGCCCAGAGCCGAGAAGAAGGAGAAGAAGAAGACCCCGGGAAAAGAAGAACGUAAAGCCGUCGCCGACAAACCGACUCAAGACGAGGAGGUUGACAAGAAGGAUUCUGCUGCUCUGAGCAGCUCCGCCUUUGAAGAAAAUGUUAAAAUAAGCACCAAUCUUGCAAAUAUUGGAAAUAAAUAUGCAAGUUCUGGAGACUUUAAUAUGGCCGUGAAGUAUUUUACUGAUGCUAUUAAGUACAAUCCCACAGAGUUUAAGCUGUUUGGGAAUCGUUCCUUCUGUUUUGAAAAGUUGCGCGAAUACGACAAAGCGCUGACGGACGCAGAGCUGUCUCUGGGCAUCUGUCCAGGUUGGGUUAAAGGCCUGUUUAGGAAGGGACGAGCUCUGGCCGGUCUGAAGAGAUAUGAAGAGGCAGCGCAGGCCUUCAGGACGGUCCUCAAAAUGGACAGUUCGUGUGCAGAAGCUGCCCAGGAGCUGAUGCGAGUGCAGAUAACACAACUAAUGGGGUUUGGUUUUACGCGGGAGCAGAGCUCAAACGCUUUAAUUAUUCACGGGACGGUAGAAAAGUCGUUAGAGGUUCUGUCCACGUUAAACGGUCGACCAGGUGUUACUCAAAAUGGCGCCGUCCCACCAGCUCAGGUCGUCAACGUCUCCGGAGUCUCUCCGGUUCUUUCAGCCAACACGAGUCCUGCUGCUGCUGCUGCUCGGUACCAGGAGGCCCCAAAACAAAAGCUUAUUAACAAACCUUUAGCCCCAGUCCAGAAUAUGUCCAACGUCCCGAAUCAGCCAAAGCCCGUUUAUACUCCGUCAAUGAAGGCCAGCGAUGACGACGGUCGACCGCCGCCAGAGCUGUUUCCAGUUUGGAUCGGAAACUUGAAUUAUCCAGUACCCGAGUCCACGAUUGUCAACCUGUUUAGCAAGGUCGGAGUUGUUUAUAGCGCGAAGGUUCUGGUUACCAAACGAUGUGCCUUCGUGAACUUUACAAAACAAGAGGAUUGCGACGAAGCAAUCCAUCGAUUUCAUGGCUAUGAGCUGAACGGCAUGAAGAUCGCCGUGAGAUACCCGGACAGGAUUCCUCCGGGGAUGGGCAUCUCCAGGUCCGCCCUCAGAGCUGAAAACCCGCAGGACGAGAACGUCGGAAACAGAGAGUUGGAUGACGGGAGGAACGCAGUUGGAAAUCGGAGGUUUGUUCGCCCUUACAAACCUGUCCAGAACCACAGAGGCAACUACUGAAACCACCCCGACGCCUCGGUCUGAAUGAAGGCAGGACGUCUUCGUGUUCAGUGCUGACUCAUCAACGGUGUCUUCACAGCAUGUGGACUUCUGUCGGGCCACAGACACUCAUUGGCUAAACUGUUUUUAAGGAUUGUUUUUAAGAAAUAUAUCAUUAGACAACCAAAAUUAUCUGGUUCAUGUAAACUCGUGAUUCCAUGACACUGACAGUGUUACAGGUCCAUAUUUUAAAUAUCAGUAUCCAGAAUAAUGGUCGUUUAGAACUUACGUAUUAUCCAAAACGGAGAACUUGGUUUGUCCAAAACAGACUGGUGAGAAAGUCUGACUCAUGUGGAAUCAUUACUCUAUGUUCAGCUGGUGAUUACUCCAUAAUUAUGCUAUUAGCAUUGGUCACCAGACUUCAGUAUUCCAUCACAGUGGAGGUACAUUUUUUUACAUUUACAAACAGAGAACCAGGAGUCACGACUGUUUUAAUUUACAUUUAUAGAACAUACGGUCUGUCAGGAGCCUCACGUGUACGACCUGUUUCUAAAUUCUCCGUAUUCAGUAUGUUAAUUCACAAGUCUUCACUGCCGAUUAUACAUUUAAUCUUAAGUUGCACUUGUAUCCUGCCGCGCUGCAGACAGUUGUAACCGUCUAUAACACAGCGCGAGGCAGCGUUUCGUCCUAUAACUGGUUCACAGGAUGACUUUUAAAUGACGUGUUUGGGUGGAACAUCUGAGUCUUUGUUCAGGUGCCCCUCCUUUACCGACGAGGUUUGUGUUCUUAAAACAACAAUUAAAGAUUCUUUCAUACUCUGAA